This is a messenger RNA of Megalobrama amblycephala (Wuchang bream), 3135 nucleotides long. It is a transcript of the gene dclre1b, whose product is annotated as DNA cross-link repair 1B. Gene Ontology annotation, biological process: protection from non-homologous end joining at telomere; double-strand break repair via nonhomologous end joining; interstrand cross-link repair. The transcript has 4 exons. Lineage: Eukaryota; Metazoa; Chordata; Actinopteri; Cypriniformes; Xenocyprididae. The coding region runs from base 545 to 2269 and encodes 574 amino acids. The record is from RefSeq and is a predicted model, not a curated record. Gene Ontology annotation, molecular function: damaged DNA binding; 5'-3' DNA exonuclease activity.
CAUCACGGAAGUCAGUGACGUCACAUGAGCUCGUGAGCGACACGGAGGCGUGGACAAUAAACGUAUUUUUUGGCGGACAACCCAGCUGCAAAUGCCACAGAGUGCUUUCAAAGCGCGCUGAAAUCUUUUGAAUUGGUAAACACAUCGCAACUCUCGAAAGUCCAAUGCGAGGUUUAGCAUGGCGCUCAUCUGCACAAACAGACAAUAUCAUCACCUGCCCGGCUAACCGGCCUACUAAAACAUUCGGAUGAACACUGACUGGCAAGCAUGCAGUUACAUUUACUCUUUUUUAGUCUGAAUUUGUGCCAGCAUAAGCAAAGCGAAACUAUAACCGCUAUUUCUUUACAGCUAACGCUGUUUGUUACACUGUUACAUUGCACUUGCCAAUGCAUAUUUAAUAUUGUGUUUGUUUACUGCUAGAGAAGUGACGCUUUUCAAACACCAACAAAAUCAGUGCAACUGAAUACAGCUUUUGUCAACAACAAAAAAAUCCCUUUUAGGAAUAAGCUGUAGGUACCGCCUGAGCACCUCACAGAAGCACAAAAUGAACGGAAAAGUCCUACCGGACACUCCCAUAGCCGUAGACUGUUGGCAGCUCCGUAAGUGCCAUCACGUCCGUCUGUUCUUUCUGUCUCACAUGCACGCGGAUCACACCUCUGGCCUCUCAUCCACCUGGAGUCACAGGCCCAUCUACUGCUCUCCUCUCACUGCCAAACUGCUCCAGCUCAAGGUGAAGGUCAAAGAGAAGUGGAUCCGUCCCUUGGAGAUUGGGGAAGCCCACAUGCUGAUGCUAGAUGAUCUUGGAAAAGAGCGGCUGACCGUUACUCUAAUAGAUGCCAAUCACUGUCCUGGGGCAGUUAUGUUUCUCUUCGAGGGAUACUUUGGCACCAGACUCUACACUGGUGACUUCCGUUAUACCCCAUCCAUGCUCCGUGAGCAGUGUCUGAGGAACAACACUACCAUUGAUGUGCUGUAUCUGGACAACACAAACUGUGACCCCACUCGAGCUGUACCUUCUCGUCAGCGAGCCACUCAGCAAAUUAAAGAAAUCAUUAGGGCUCAUUCUGGAUACGCUGUCGUUAUUGGUCUUUACUCUCUGGGUAAAGAGUCUCUGCUGGUGGAGCUGGCUAUGGAGUUUAAAACAUGGGUGGAGGUGGAUAGGGAGCGUCUGGAAACCUUGCGAGUCCUGGAGCUCCCUGACGUUUUCACCACUGACUCUGGUGCGGGCCGUAUUCGCGUGGUCUCUCAGUCUGUGAUCAAUGCCUCCAACUUGCAGGCGUGGAAUAAAGUGCAGCCUACCAUCGCUAUAUUGCCCACCAGCCGCCCUAUGGUCUCCUGCCACCGUAAUGUCUAUGUGGUGCCAUACUCGGAUCAUUCCUCCUACCAGGAGCUAGAGGACUUUGUGUCUGCCCUGCGUCCUGUCUCACUAGUGCCUAUUGUGGGCAACUGCCUGCCUUAUUUUUCUUCCCUUCUGAGCCCCCGCAAGAAGUCUAAAGAGGUGGUGAUUCCAGAAUCGGUCAAGCACUACAUGAUGACCAAUUCUAAUAAUCAGGCCUCCACAAACGGCAUAACAGGCGUGCUUCAAAGAACCUCACGUUCAGAGUCUCGAGGGGUGGUGUUUGACUCUCCGGAGCCAAAAAUAACCCAACUUAAUCACAACGACAGGGAUUCGGAUGAUGCAGAGGGAGAUCAUGAUACUAUGGAUGGGAAUUCUGAGAUGGAUCAAGAUUCUGACUGCGUUCUUCUAGACAUGAGCACCAACUCUUACCACGGCCCAUGCGGCAAGCGUUUGAAACUCGUCCGAGUUGCUUCGGAAGAUGUUGUCACUAUUGGCAGCAGCCUUCCUCCUGAUGACAAUGAAUCCAUUAGUACACUUAAAGAUGUAGGAUCACCUGAUCGCAGCUCCAUGUACGAAUGCGAGCAUGAAAGUCCAACAAAAUCAUCCAAGGAGAAGAGUCCUCAAAUGGGCAGCACCAACUCUAGAGUGAUGUGCUCUUCAAUGGACAGCAUCAGUAUCCAUGAUCAGACCUGUGUUACCACUCCGGCUGCGCUCACACCCCCUGAAACAAGAUCAGUGACCUCUGCCUUGACCCUCGUAUUAGAGCGAGAGCAGUGGCUCCUUCAGAACUUCACCAUACCUGCUGAAGAAUGCAAAAGUGACCAGGUGUUGUGUGGACUUCAUGAAAAGUAUCGCAUUAAUCAAGUUGAUCUUCCUAAACCACCAGGUGAUCCUCUUGAAGCGGCUAUAAAGAGAUUUAAAUCUAAUUAAAGCAGUUUGUGAUUCAGAUCACAUUUAUGUUUAUGUAAAUGUUUAAUUAUUAUGUAUCAGUGCUGUGCCAAUAACUAAUUCUUCUAUACAUUGUAUCCAUUUGAUGGUAUUAUUUUCACCACAGGAAUACUGAGGUUCUAAUGUUUGAAAUACAAUGUCAUCAUACCUUUGUGUUCAAAUGUAGCAUUACAAAGCACCUUAUUGUGUUGUUUUUAUAUGAAAAAAAGAAAAUAAUGUUCUUAUUAAAAGUGUUCCUUGUCAAAAUUGGCUUGAUUACAAAUCAUCUCUUUUGCUUAUGAUAAAUCUUUUACUUAAAGCAUAUGAUUUCAUGUGUCGAAUAUUGAAGAAGCAUCCAAUUUUAACUUUUAUUUAACGUGAGAGAUGUUUGGCAGCCUCAAACAGAUUGGUGCGCGAUAGAAAAUGUGCAUGUUGUGACGUGUGUGACAGAUCAAGGAUUUUUAGAUUAUUAAUUCUUGGUGGUAUGUUUUAAUUAGCAUAAACUUCUUUGGCGUAAAGAGAAUACUUUGAAUUAUAAAGGGAAGAACCUGUGACUGUAUUAGCUGCUCAAAGCACUAAACAUUAAUUGAGAAAAUGCCCUUGAGUAAUACUUUGAUUAAUCUGUCACUUAAUUUCUUACUGAAUGUUUUCUUACGGGCAGUGGUUCUCAAAGUGUGGGGGAGACAGUGAAGCUUGUGUGCAGUGUAUUCUCUUUUGUUUUAUGUGUUUUGGGGCAUGCUGAAUUCUCUGAAAGCAAACAAAGAUGUCCCUGCAUUUCAUUAAUGUGGCAGGAUAGAUCUUAAAGGGUAGUUCACCCAAAAAUGAAAAUAAUGUCAUUUAUUAUACUCAUCCUCAUGCCGUUCCACACC